This is a messenger RNA of Gossypium raimondii (Peruvian cotton), 2118 nucleotides long. RefSeq names its product MDIS1-interacting receptor like kinase 2-like. Gene Ontology annotation, molecular function: protein binding. NCBI's taxonomy places the organism in Eukaryota, Viridiplantae, Streptophyta, Magnoliopsida, Malvales, Malvaceae. The record is from RefSeq and is a predicted model, not a curated record. The transcript has a single exon. Bases 1 to 621 code for a protein of 206 amino acids.
AUGAAGAGAGUAGCCUGGCUUCCUUCCCUGCUGCUCCUGAUAGUUACGUUGCAUACUUGUUUAUCUGAUGUUGAGUCUAAUUCUACAGCAGAAGCACUUGCGCUCCUCAAUUGGAAAGCCAGCCUUCUAUCCCUCACAAACCGUUCUGUUUUGCCUUCGUGGACUGUCUCGCCUGGAAAUGCACAAGCAAAUCCCUGCGGUUGGUUUGGGAUCCAUUGCAAGGGUGACAGCGUUUCCAGAAUCAAUCUUACGAGUUAUGGUGUAAAAGGUACAUUCCAUGCAUUUCCAUUCUCAUCUUUGCCUAAUCUUGAAGAGUUAGACCUUAGCAUCAAUGGACUUUUUGGCACAAUCCCACGUCAAAUCAAUCAACUCUCUAAUCUCACUUACCUUGAUUUAUCAUAUAAUCAGUUGUCUGGAAGAAUCCCACCUCAAAUUGGUCAACUUAUUCAUCUCAAGACCCUUCACCUUGUUCAAAACCUGUUGAAUGGCUCCAUUCCUGAGGAAAUAGGUCAGCUAGAGUCCCUCGAAGAGCUUUCCUUGCAAAACAACUAUCUAAAUGGUUCCAUCCCUUCUUCUUUGGGUAACUUGGCCAACCUGACCUACUUGUAUAUGUUAAAAUAAUUCCCUUUCUGGUAACAUCCCUUCAGAAAUAGGAAAUCUUAGCAGCUUGCAGGAACUUUACAAUGGCAACAAUCAACUCACAGGUUCCAUCCCUUCCACUUUUAGAAACCUAAAACACUUAAGAUUCCUCAACUUGUCCACUAACAGUCUUUCAGGAUCCAUCCCUUCUGAAUUUGGGCAUAUGGAAUCGCUGAAUGGAUUAGCACUUUUUAAAAACAAUCCAUCAGGUUUCAUCCCACCCUCACUCGGAAACUUGACUGACCUGACCAUUCUCCAACUGUAUGAAAAUAAACUUUUUGGCCCCAUUCCUGAAGAGUUAGGGAACUUGAAAUUAUUGGUUUUCCUAGAGGUGAGUCAAAACCAACUCAAUGGUUCUAUUCUAUCUUUAUUUGCUAAUUUGAGCAACUUGGAAACUUUGUUCCUCCGAGACAACCAACUUUCUGGUCCCAUACCUCAAGAAAUAGGAAACCUCAUGAAAAUGAGGAUGUUGGAACUCGAUGGAAACCAUUUCACUGGGUAGCUGCCGCAAAACAUUUGCAGAGAUGGAACACUGGAAUAUUUCAUAGCCAAUGACAACCAUUUCAGAGGACCAAUACCCAAAGACUUGAAAAACUGCAGCAGCCUAAAAAGAGUGCGCCUGGAAAGAAAUAGACUGACUGGAAACAUAUCAGAAGAUUUCGGAGUCUAUUCAAGCUUGAAUUUUCUAAGCCUUAGUGACAAUGACUUUUAUGGUGAAAUUUCGCCUCAGUGGGCGUCGUGCAAUAAUUUGAGCAGCCUACAGAUUGCCCGGAACAACAUCACUGGCAGAAUACCACCUGAGCUUGGAAACUCAGCUCAGCUUCAGGCUCUUGAUCUUUCUUCAAAUCAUUUAGUGGGGGAGAUUCCAAAGGAACUGACAAAAUUGACAUCUUUAACAAGGCUUAUUUUGUCAGGGAAUCAACUCUCUAGUGGUAUACCAAUGGAAGUUGGAUCUUUUUCCCAACUCGAGUAUCUUGAUUUGUCGGCGAACACAUUGAGUCCGUCCAUCCCCGAGACUAUAGCGGAUAUGUUGAAAUUGUACUACUUGAAUUUGAGUAGCAACAAUUUUAGCCUGGGAAUUCCACCUCAGAUAGGCAAGUUAGUUCAAGUGAAUGAAUUAGAUCUGAGUCAUAAUGUGAUUCCAGGGGAGAUUCCAACACAAUUUCAAUCUUUGCAGAGCUUGUCAACGUUGAACCUCUCUAACAAUAACCUCUUCGGCAAUAUCACCAUUUUCAAUGAGCUCCGAGGCUUGGUCCAAGUUGACAUAGGGCAUAAUGAAUUGGAGGGUCCAGUUCCUGAUGUCCCAGCGUUUCAAAAUACUUCAAUACAAGCAUUAGAAGGAAACAAGGGUUUGUGUGGCGAUGUUAGUGGGUUGAAACCUUGCAAGCUUUCUAGAAACGGCCAGCACAAAUUACUCUACGCAACCAUGUUUCCUCCGUUAGGAGCUGCUAUCCUGUCAACUGCUAUUCUGGCUUUGUU